CCUGCUCACCGGCUCCUGUUUUUCUUUCCAUCCAUUAGGCAAUCCUGAAUGCUCCACAACUUGCAGAGGUCUCCUAGCAACCCUCCUUAGGAAUUCUGUCUGGCCCUGAUUAGGAAGCUGGAGCCAAGGCCCCGAGAUUGAUGAGUUUGCUUUGGGAGUCGGCAAGGAGGUGAAAGCAAGGCGACCAUGGGUCAGAAGGUCACCGGAGGCAUCAAGACUGUGGACAUGAGGGACCCCACGUACCGGCCCCUGAAGCAGGAACUCCAGGGUCUGGAUUACUGCAAGCCCACCCGGCUGGACCUGCUGCUGGACAUGCCCCCCGUGUCCUACGACAUCCAGCUGCUCCACUCUUGGAACAACAAUGACCGCUCACUUAACGUCUUCGUGAAGGAGGACGACAAGCUCAUCUUUCACCGGCAUCCGGUGGCCCAGAGCACAGACGCUAUCAGGGGCAAAGUCGGGUACACGCGUGGGCUGCAUGUGUGGCAGAUCACAUGGGCCAUGAGGCAGCGUGGCACGCACGCCGUGGUGGGAGUGGCAACAGCGGACGCCCCCCUACACUCUGUGGGGUACACGACCCUUGUGGGGAAUAACCAUGAGUCCUGGGGCUGGGACUUGGGGCGCAACCGGCUCUACCAUGAUGGCAAGAACCAGCCGAGCAAGACGUACCCGGCCUUUCUGGAACCAGACGAGACGUUCAUCGUCCCUGACUCCUUCCUCGUGGCUCUGGACAUGGAUGACGGGACCCUGAGUUUCAUUGUGGAUGGACAGUACAUGGGAGUGGCUUUUCGGGGACUCAAGGGCAAAAAACUGUAUCCUGUAGUGAGUGCCGUCUGGGGCCACUGUGAAAUCCGCAUGCGCUACUUGAACGGACUUGAUCCUGAGCCCCUGCCGCUCAUGGAUCUCUGCCGUCGCUCGGUGCGCCUGGCCCUGGGGAAGGAGCGCCUGGGGGCGAUCCACACGCUGCCACUGCCCGCCUCCCUCAAGGCCUACCUCCUCUAUCAGUGACGCCCACCCCAGGACCACCAGUGCAACAGUCGCCCGGUACCACCUCACUGAGCCGCCCGCCGCAGGGUCGCCACACCCCACUCCUCGGACUGGUGUCCGCAGCCGUGGGCAGAAGGCCUGAGCGUCCUCUUCACCCUCCCUGGCCACCUCCGCUGGACAAGGACUGAUUCUGACACGGGCGCCUCAUGUCCCUGCCCAACAGUGGGAGAAGGCAGUGUCCCUGCAUGCCAUACACAGCCCCUCCUUGAAAAAGACACAGAGAAUAAACUCCCACGAACUCUA
This is a messenger RNA of Carlito syrichta (Philippine tarsier), 1290 nucleotides long. It is a transcript of the gene SPSB1, whose product is annotated as splA/ryanodine receptor domain and SOCS box containing 1. The coding region runs from base 187 to 1008 and encodes 273 amino acids. Gene Ontology annotation, molecular function: protein binding. Gene Ontology annotation, biological process: proteasome-mediated ubiquitin-dependent protein catabolic process. The record is from RefSeq and is a predicted model, not a curated record. Lineage: Eukaryota; Metazoa; Chordata; Mammalia; Primates; Tarsiidae. The transcript is spliced from 2 exons. Gene Ontology annotation, cellular component: SCF ubiquitin ligase complex.